AGGCGCCCACCUCCACCCCCGACGACGAGACCUCCUCCCCCACCACCGCCACCGGCUCCCCGUCCCACCGAAGGCUACGUGUACAACAAGCCCAACUACCCCGCCCUCUCCCAGGAUUUCGAAGACGACCAAAACCUUGCUGCUGGCGUCUCACGCCCCAAGCCACCGCCCACCACGCAACCACCGCCAACGAGACCAACACCGCCACCCAAGAAGGGCUACGCGUACCCUGAGCCCGAGGACGAGUUCCAGCUGAGCCUCGCCGCCGGCCAGUCGGUGCAGCUGCAACAGCCUGCCAAGAAGCCCACCACGACCACCGAGGAGCCCAACCAGGAGGGUCUGCAACUGGACGCCGAGGCCCUGCAGAUACUGCAGGAACAGAACGAGGACGGCCAGUACCACCCCGACGCAGACCACACCCACUGGGACAUCCGCAAGUCCAUCCCCGGCGACCCCGGCAAGGACUACCCCACGCUGCCCGCCAUCCCCGAGACCGGCUUCUCCUGUGACGGCCGCCCCGAUGGUUAUUAUGCCGACGUCGAGACUGGCUGCCAGGUCUACCACGUCUGCGCCUCGCAGGCCAUCCCCGUCAAGAACUCGUUCCUCUGCAACAACGGAUCCAUCUUUAACCAGGAGCGCUUCGUUUGCGACUGGUGGCCCAACGUGGACUGCCCGAACUCCGAGCGCUCCUUCGACCUCAACCUGGAGAUCGGGAAGACGCCCAACUCGAUUGCGUCUGACGGUAGUUCGUCCAAGUCAUACUCGGGCUCCUACAACGCCGGGAGCGCGGCCAGCUCCGGCUCUGCUGGCAAGUCGACCUUCUCGUCUGGUGGUUCCUACAACGCCGCCAGCUCGUCCAGCUCUGCUGCUGCUGCCCCUUCUAGCAGCGUCUCUGGCUCCGGAGGCAGCUUCGGCUCUGGCGGCAAGUCGUCCUUUUCAUCUGGAGGCUCGUACAACGCCGGCAGCGCUUCCCCCAUCACCUUCCCGUCGACGGUGCUGAGCAUCGACAGCGGCAGCCCCCUCAAGACCGGCUCGUCAGCGGUGCCCUCGGGCUCCGGGGCGUCCUUCUCGUCGUCGGGUAACGCCGUGCAGCAGGACAACGAGCCGAGCAUAGCCUCGUCGCUCUCCGGCGCGGCCUUCGGCUCGUCCUUCUCGGCCUCGGGCAGCGGCGCGCAGCAGGACAGCGAGCCCAGCAUAGCCGCGUCGCUCUCCGGGACGGGCUUCGGCUCGUCCUCAUCGUCUGCGGACGCCGAUGAACAGUCCCUGGCCUCUGUCUUCGGCGAGCUGCGUGGCAGCUCUGCGUCCUCGUCGCAGUCCUCCCGGACGGAGGGCAACGCGCUGUCGUACCCGGGGCCGUCGGCGGGCUUCUCGCCGGACAUCGCGACGGGCGGCAUCGACCUGCGCGUCGGCUUCAGCUCCUCCGGGUCCGGGUCGUCGUCGGGGAAGGCCCGGAGGCUCAGCCCCGAGGCCACGUCCUCGCUGAGGGCGUCCUUCGCCCGCAGCAGCAGGCAGAACAACGGCGGCGAGGCGCUGGAGACCGCGAGCAGCGGCCAGGGCGUGGUGGCGUUCGGCGAGCGGCUCGGGUCGCGAGUGUCCAACUCGGCCGUUAGCACCGGCCCCGCCAAGGACCUGGAGGCCCCCGCGCACGCGCCCGCGCACCCGCCCACCUACAAGCGCAAGCGGCUCGUGGCCAGGAGGCGCAGGGUGCCGUCGCACGAGGCUAACCGAGGCACCGCGUGAGGCCUUCGUGAUACAAGCGCUGCCGGGCUGCGUCGGGCAACAUUCUCAGUUUACCCGAAUUCAACCCGAAACUUAGGUACCGAUUUUGAAGGCGUUCUGUUUUAGACAAAAGGUGUCAAAAGUAAAAAAAAAAAAAUCUGAAAGAACGUCCUAUUCCACAGAAUAUCCCGCUCUUCUAUAGCUCAAAUUUGCGCUAGUGUGAUUUAGUUCGCUUCCGAAUUAGGUGUACUUUAAAAAACGGGUGGAGUUGAUCGGAAGAAAUUAGUCCUGUAACGUACGUUGAAUAGUCUGCAAGUUUUGUUACCUCAAGUAUACAUUAAUUAUCGUCGUCAGUAUUACAGUUAAAGACACGUUCACAUGCAGAAAAGACGCGAUUAGGUAGUUUGUGUAGUGGAAAACUGAAUACGUAACUUAGAAACCAUGCCCAUGAGACGUGGUGAUGCUGAAAGAAGUGGUGCCAUUUGUUAAAAUUAGUGAUAGAUUCGGGUUAUUAAAUUAGUUGAUUUCCCGUGCGUGAUAAGAAAUCCGUCGUAAGCGAAAAUCAAAUUUGUCAAUGGAAGAACAGUUUUGGUGAAUGUCCUCAAGGUGACGGGACGAAUUACUUUACAAUUGGAGGAAAAAUGUGUCACCAUCGUACAAAAUUCGAUAAGAAAUUAUAGGUAUUGUUAGAUGACUAAGACUUUACCAGAACACCUAAGUUAAAUGUAGUUUAGGUAAACUUAUUGCUAAGUUAAUUUUUAGUGCAGCAUGCAUGAUUGUACUUGUACGUGAGUGUCUGCAGACUGUCUACUUUGUUGUUAUUUUUAUAAGAAAUAUAGGUUUUAAGAAAAUAAAGUCUUACUUUUUCUAUAA
Frankliniella occidentalis (western flower thrips) is the source of this 2592-nucleotide messenger RNA. RefSeq lists its product as uncharacterized. The transcript has 4 exons. The annotation marks the transcript as partial. Gene Ontology annotation, molecular function: chitin binding. Gene Ontology annotation, cellular component: extracellular region. The record is from RefSeq and is a predicted model, not a curated record. Lineage: Eukaryota; Metazoa; Arthropoda; Insecta; Thysanoptera; Thripidae.